This is a messenger RNA of Emys orbicularis (European pond turtle), 8583 nucleotides long. Its product is annotated as zonadhesin-like. Lineage: Eukaryota; Metazoa; Chordata; Testudines; Emydidae. Bases 1 to 8583 code for a protein of 2860 amino acids. The record is from RefSeq and is a predicted model, not a curated record. Gene Ontology annotation, molecular function: protein binding. The transcript is spliced from 11 exons.
AUGAGCAUGAGUGAUUCUUCCACGGUGGCCUUUUCAAUGAAUUGUGUGUAUUUUUCUUCCUCAGCUGCUAGUCCCGAGCAUCCCAAGCACCCAGAUCCCUGCAGUGGGGUGCAGUGCCGAAGGGGGCACCAGUGCAUCGACAAGAAUGGAGAGCCAGAUUGCAUCCCUGACUUUCGAACCUGCAACUCAGUGUACUGCAAAGAAGGGACUACUUGCAAUAUUGUACACGGCUGGCCCAGGUGCGUCCCCAGCCCGCCGUCCUGCGAUCACAUCAAAUGCAAAAAGGGGACUGUGUGCAAACUUCAGAAUGGCUGGCCCAGCUGUGUCCCUGUGCCAUCCUGCCAGAACACCCAUUGCAAGGAUGGGACCUUUUGCCAGAUGGCAGACAGUGGGCCCAAGUGCAUCCCUGUACCAUCCUGCCAGAACACCCAUUGCAAGGAGGGGACAGUGUGCAAUAUCAUAGAUGGCUGGCCUAAAUGUGUUCCCGUGCCAUCCUGCCAGAACACCCACUGCAAAAAAGGGACCAUGUGCCAGGUCAUAGACGGCUGGCCCAAGUGCAUCCCUGUGCCGACCUGCCAGAAUACCCACUGCAAGGAGGGGACCAUGUGCCAGGUCAUAGAUGGCUGGCCCAAGUGUGUCCCUGUGCCAUCCUGCCAGAACACUCACUGCAAAAAGGGAACUGUGUGCCAGGUCGUAGAUGGCUGGCCCAAGUGCAUCCCUGUGCCAUCCUGCCAGAAUACCCACUGCAAAAAGGGAACUGUGUGCCAGGUCAUAGACGGCUGGCCCAAGUGUGUCCCUGUGCCAUCCUGCCAGAACACCCACUGCAAGGAGGGGACCAUGUGCCAGGUCAUAGACGGCUGGCCCAAGUGCAUCCCUGUGCCAUCCUGCCAGAACACCCACUGCAAAAAGGGCACAGUGUGCAAAGAUAUAGAUGGCUGGCCCAAGUGCGUCCCUGUGCCAUCCUGCCAUAACACCCAUUGCAAAAAGGGCACAGUGUGCAAAGAUAAAGAUGGCUGGCCCAAGUGCGUCCCUGUGCCAUCCUGCCAGAACACCCAUUGCAAAAAGGGCACAGUGUGCAAAGAUAUAGAUGGCUGGCCCAAGUGCGUCCCUGUGCCAUCCUGCCAGAACACCCACUGCAAAAAGGGAACUGUAUGCCACAUGAUAUAUGGCUGGCCCAAGUGCAUCCCUGUCCCAUCCUGCCAUGACACACUCUGCAAAGAGGGCACCGUGUGCCAGGUCAUAGAUGGCUGGCCCAAGUGUGUCCCUGUGCCAUCCUGCCAUAACACUCAUUGCAAAAAGGGUACCAUGUGCCAAAUCAUAAAUGGCUGGCCCAAGUGCAUCCCUGUGCCAUCCUGUCAGAACACCCACUGCAAAAAGGGGACCGUGUGCCAGGUCGUAGAUGGCUGGCCCAAGUGUAUCCCUGUGCCAUCCUGCCAUAACACCCACUGCAAAAAGGGCACAGUGUGCAAAGAUAUAGAUGGCUGGCCCAAGUGCGUCCCUGUGCCAUCCUGCCAGAACACCCAGUGCGAAAAGGGGACUUUUUGCAGCAUAGUAGAUGGCUCGCCUAGGUGUGUCCCCAUGCCAUCCUGCCAUAACACCCAUUGCAAAAAGGGCACAGUGUGCAAAGAUACAGAUGGCUGGCCCAAGUGCGUCCCUGUGCCAUCCUGCCAUAAUACCCAUUGCAAAAAGGGCACAGUGUGCAAAGAUACAGAUGGCUGGCCCAAGUGCGUCCCUGUGCCAUCCUGCCAUAAUACCCAUUGCAAAAAGGGCACAGUGUGCAAAGAUAUAGAUGGCUGGCCCAAGUGCGUCCCUGUGCCGUCCUGCCAUAACACCCAUUGCAAAAAGGGCACAGUGUGCAAAGAUACAGAUGGCUGGCCCAAGUGCGUCCCUGUGCCAUCCUGCCAGAACACCCACUGCAAAAAGGGCACAGUUUGCAAAGAUAUAGAUGGCUGGCCCAAGUGCGUCCCUGUGCCAUCCUGCCAUAACACCCACUGCAAAAAGGGCACAGUUUGCAAAGAUAUAGAUGGCUGGCCCAAGUGCGUCCCUGUGCCAUCCUGCCAUAACACCCACUGCAAAAAGGGCACAGUUUGCAAAGAUAUAGAUGGCUGGCCCAAGUGCGUCCCUGUGCCAUCCUGCCAGAACACCCACUGCAAAAAGGGCACAGUGUGCAAAGAUAUAGAUGGCUGGCCCAAGUGCGUCCCUGUGCCAUCCUGCCAUAACACCCACUGCAAAAAGGGCACAGUUUGCAAAGAUAUAGAUGGCUGGCCCAAGUGCGUCCCUGUGCCAUCCUGCCAUAACACCCACUGCAAAAAGGGCACAGUUUGCAAAGAUAUAGAUGGCUGGCCCAAGUGCAUCCCUGUGCCAUCCUGCCAUAACACCCAUUGCAAAAAGGGCACAGUGUGCAAAGAUAAAGAUGGCUGGCCCAAGUGCAUCCCUGUGCCAUCCUGCCAUAACACCCACUGCAAAAAGGGCACAGUGUGCAAAGAUAUAGAUGGCUGGCCCAAGUGCGUCCCUGUGCCAUCCUGCCAUAACACCCAUUGCAAAAAGGGCACAGUGUGCAAAGAUACAGAUGGCUGGCCCAGGUGUGUCCCUGUGCCAUCCUGCCAGAGCACCCACUGCAAAAAGGGGACUUUUUGCAGCAUAGUAGAUGGCUCACCUAGGUGUGUCCCCAUGCCAUCCUGCCAGAAUACCCAAUGCAAAAAGGGCACUGUGUGCCAAAUGAUCGACGGCUGGCCCAAGUGCGUCCCUGUGCCAUCCUGCCAGAACACCCACUGCAAAAAAGGGACUUUUUGCAGCAUAGUAGAUGGCUGGCCCAGGUGUGUCCCUGUGCCAUCUUGCCAGAACAUCCAGUGCAAAAAGGGAACCAUGUGCCAGGUGGUAGACGGCUGGCCCAAGUGUAUCCCUGUGCCAUCCUGCCAAAACACCCACUGCAAAAAGGGCACAGUGUGCAAAGAUACAGAUGGCUGGCCCAGGUGUGUCCCUGUGCCAUCGUGCCAGAACACCCAGUGCGAAAAGGGGACUUUUUGCAGCAUAGUAGAUGGCUCGCCUAGGUGUGUCCCUGUGCCGUCCUGCCAGAACACACAGUGCAAAAAGGGGACUGUGUGCAAGGUUGAAGAUGGUUGGCCAAAAUGUGUCUCUGUACCAUCCUGCCAGAAUACCCAUUGCAAAGAGGGGACCCUCUGCCAGGAGGAAGGUGGCUGGCCCAAGUGUGUCCCUGUGCCAUCCUGCCAGAACACCCGCUGCAAAGAGGGGACUGUGUGCAAGCUUGACGAUGGUUGGCCCAAGUGUGUCCACAUCCCACCAUCCUGCAAAGAAAUCCAGUGCAAAGAAGGAACAGCGUGCAAGAUGGUAAACGGCUGGCCCAACUGCCUCCCUGUGCCGUCCUGUCAGAACACCCAUUGUAAAGAGGGCAUGGUGUGUGAGAUGCUUCAAGGCUGGCCCAUGUGUGUCUCCUCCCCGCCUUCAUCAUGUGCUGCCUUUUUGUGCCAAGAAGGGACCAUGUGCGAGAUGGGGAAGGAUGGCCCCAGGUGUGUUCCCGUGCCACCAUCCUGCCUGAAUUUCCAGUGCCCACCGGGGACUGUGUGCGAGAUCGUUCACGGCUGGCCCAGUUGUGUCCCAGUGCCAUCCUGCCACCACUUCAAGUGCAAACAGGGCACUGUGUGCAAACUGGUGAAUGGCCAGCCAGAGUGUGUGCACACCCCACCAGCCUGCGAGGGAGUACAUUGCAAGGAAGGUACUGUGUGUAAGGCCAUCGAUGGCUGGCCCAAGUGUAUGCGAUUUUUCAGAGCUGCCCCAUUGUCUCCGCCGUCUUGUGCUGAAACUGCCUGCAAACCGGGCACCGUGUGCCAGAUGGUGGAUGGCUGGCCCAAGUGCAUGCCAAAGAAACCUUCCUGUGACGGCAUCCGUUGCAAACCAGGUACCAUGUGCCGGAUGCUGGACGGUUGGCCCAAGUGCGUGCAAAAGAAACCCUCCUGUGAGAACAUCCGUUGCAAACCAGAUACUUUGUGUCAGAUGGUAGAUGGUUGGCCCCAGUGCGUGCCGAGGAAACCCUCCUGUGAUGGCAUCCGUUGCAAACCGGGUACCGUGUGCCGGAUGGUGGGCGGCUGGCCCAAGUGCGUGCCAAAGAAACCCUCCUGUGACAGUGUGCAUUGCAAACCAGGCACCAUGUGCCAGAUGGUGGACGGCUGGCCUCUGUGUUGUGUGCCAAAGAAACCCUCCUGUGAAACCAUCCUCUGCAAACCGGAUACCUUGUGUCAGAUGGUGGACGGUUGGCCCCAGUGCGUGCCAAGGAAACCCUCCUGUGCCAGCAUCCAUUGCAAACCAGGUACCGUGUGCCAGAUGGUGAAUGGAUGGCCCAAGUGCGUGCCAAAAAAACCCUCCUGUGAUGGUGUGUAUUGCAAACCAGGCACUUUGUGCCAGGUGGUGAACGGCUGGCCCAAGUGCGUGCCAACCCACAAGUCCUGCGACACUGUCCAGUGCAGCAAAGGGAUGGUGUGUGAGGUGGCAGGUGGUUGGCCCCAGUGCGUCCCGGCAUUGCGCUCCCAGCCCAUCUGCUGGGCCUCAGGCCACCCCCACUACCACACCUUUGACGGGCACAGCUACGACUUCCACGGCACCUGCAGCUACACUGUGGUCAAGACCUGCAGCCAUAAGCCCAAGCUCCCUGCCUUCCACAUCAUCGCCAAGAGCCAGAAGCGCAGCAACACACGGGUCUCCUUCGUCAGCCAGGUCACCGUCAAGGCCUACCACUACAACAUCACCAUGGUCAAAUACGAGUAUGGGCUCGCCAGGGUGAAUGGCCAGCGGACCCGCCUGCCUGUCUCCCUGCACGACGGGAAGCUCUGGCUCCACCAACGGGGAGGCCAGCUGGUCGUGGAGGCCGAGUUCGGCCUGAAGGUCUAUUACGACUGGAACUACUAUCUGGUGGUCAAAGUCACCAAGGCCUUCCUGGGCCGGCUGUGUGGCCUGUGUGGCAACUACAAUGGGGACCCCAGUGAUGACUUCCUCACCCCCUCGGGGCACCCAGCCGCCAAUGCCAUGGAGUUUGGCAAGAGCUGGAAGGUGGAGGAUGGUGACAGACAGUGCCGGCAUGGCUGCAAGGGGAAGUGCGGGGGCUGCUCGCCGGAGUUGGUGAGGCACUAUCGCAGAGAGGCCUACUGUGGUCUGAUCACCAAGACAGCCCAAAAUGGCCCCUUCCGGCGUUGCCAUGCCUUGAUCAACCCCAAAGCCUUCCUGGAUGACUGCGUGGCCGACCUCUGCACCUACGAUGGCUACAAGCAGAUCCUGUGCCGGGCGCUCAAGACUUACGCGGACGCCUGCCAGCGGGAGGGCGCAGUGGUGAAAGACUGGAGGAAGCAGGCUGGCUGCCCUCUGCCCUGCCCAGAGAACAGCCAGUACCAGCUCUGUGGCUCCGCCUGCCCUUCCACGUGUAACGACUUUGCAUCCCUGGACAAGUGCCGCUUGCCCUGCAUGGAGACCUGCCAGUGCAAGCAGGGCUACAUGCUGGACGGGGGUCAGUGCAUCCCCAAGGGGCGCUGCGGCUGCAUCCACAAGGGGCGUCUCUACGCCCCCGGAGAGCAUUUCUGGGGGGAUAAGACAUGCCGGCAGAAGUGCCAGUGCAACCUGCACAGCAGGAAGGUCACCUGCCAGAUCUCCCGGUGCCAGGAGGGUGAGGAGUGCCGGGUGGCCAACGGCAUCCGGAGCUGCUACCCCACCCGCUACGGAACCUGCUCCGCCCUGGGGGAGUCGCACUACAUCACCUUCGACGGGCUGCACUACGACUUCCGCGGCACUUGUGUCUACCUCCUGGCUGGCUUGUGCCACAAGAACUCCAAGCUGGUGAAGUUCCAGGUCCUGGUGCAGUACCAGAGGAAGGGCAGCAAGAAUGGCUCUGGCACCAAGGUGGUAGAGAUCCAGGUCUACGGAGUGAAGCUUGUCAUUAUCCACGGAAAGGUCCGGCUGAACGGCCUGCAGAUCAACCUCCCCUACAAUAUCGACUAUGACAAGAUCUCGGCCUACCACCGGGGCUGGGACAUAGUAGUGAAGACGGCCUUUGGCCUAACAGUGACCUUUGAUGGCCAGAACCACAUCCGGGUGAAGGUGCCAGCCACCUAUGGCCGCUCAGUGUGUGGCCUGUGUGGCAAUUUUGAUGGGGAAGAUGCCAAUGACAUGACCAUGAGCAACCUGCUGCCGGCGCCCACCCCAUCGGACUUUGGGAGGAGCUGGAAGGUCCGGGACAUCCCAGGCUGCAUGGAGAUGGAGAAGGAAGACUGCAUGGACAUAGCGAGGGUGGAGAAGCAGCAUAGAAAGGGCAAGAAAGAGUGCGGGCUCCUCCUGGCCAGGGAUGGCCCAUUCAAGAAGUGCCACAACAAGGUGAACCCAGAGGGGUACUUCAAAGACUGCAUCUUCGACCGCUGUUCCCACAAGGACAACCAGACUGUGGUCUGCCACAUCCUCGCCUGCUACGCUGCAGCCUGCCAAGCAGAUGGUAUCAAGGUCUAUGAGUGGAGGACCAAUAAAUUCUGCCGGCCACCCUGCCCCCAGAACAGCCACUACGAGAUGUGCUCCAGCAGCUGUCCGGCCACCUGCCGCAGUCUCUACGUCCCGACCCGCUGUCCCAGCAAGUGCCGGGAGGGCUGCGUGUGCGACGAAGGCUUUGUGCUGAGCGGUGAUCAGUGCGUCCCCCUCUCCCAGUGCGGCUGCGUCCACCGGGGCUUCUACUACAAGCCGGGCGAGACCUUCUACCCCAACGGCUUCUGCAAGCAGAAGUGUUCAUGCCAGGCCGGAGGGAUCGUGGAAUGCCACCAUUUCUCCUGCGGCCCCAACGAGGAGUGCCGGGUAGUGGACGGCAUACAGAAGUGCCACCCAGUGGUGCCCAGGACUGGCACAUGCCAUGCCGCCGGUGACCCCCACUACCUGACCUUCGACGGCUUCCCCUUCGAUUUUCAAGGCAACUGCACCUACGUCCUUGCCAAGAGCUGUGUCCGAAAGGGCUACCUGCCCUCCUUUGCCAUCCACGUGAAGAAUGAACGGCUGGGCAGGAGCAAGGCUGCUGUCACCAACACUGUGUCCAUCAUCGUCUACAGACGCACAUUCACAUUAGUGCGGAACAGGAACGGCGUUGUCCUGGUGGACGGCAUCUCCUACUACCUUCCCUUCCAGCUGGAGAGUGGCUUGGUGCGUGUUUACUACCAUGGUGCCAAUGUGGUGUUGCACACCAAAUUUGGCCUGCACAUCUCCUUUGACCUGAACUACUAUUUGGCCAUCACUGUGCCCAAGAGCUACCGUAGCCAGACCUGCGGCCUGUGUGGCAACUACAAUGGCAAACCACACGACGAUCUCCUGCGGCCCAACGGCCACCUGGCCCGAGACCUGCGGGACUUGGGUGUCUCCUGGAGGGUGAAAGUCCCCGGGGCGGUGUGUGACCAUGGCUGUGCCAGCCUGGUCUGCCCCGCCUGCCAGGAGUCCCGGAAGGCGAGCUACGUCCACAACAACUACUGCGGCAUCAUCCGGGCACCCUAUGGACCCUUCAGUGCCUGCUACUCCACCCUCAACCCCACCGUCUUCUUCAACAACUGCGUGCACGACUUGUGUAAAGCUGGGGGGAACCGGCAGCUGAUGUGCAGGUCCAUCCACAGCUACGUCACUGCCUGCCAGGCCGCUGGUGUCAAGAUCAAGCCCUGGAGGACCAAGAAGUUCUGCCCCAUGAACUGCCCAGCCAACAGCCAUUACAAACUCUGUGCCAACCCCUGCUCCAGCGGCUGCAAAGGAGUGGCCAACAUCACCAAGUGCCCCAAGAUCUGCGCUGAAGGGUGCCAGUGCAACAAAGGCUAUUUCUGGGCCGGCAAUGAGUGCGUCUCCAUUCGGCACUGCCACUGCUUCCGCAAGGGCAGGUACUACAAGCCAGGUGAGAGGGUGCUCACGGCACGGUGCCGGCAGCGGUGCAGAUGCAUCCCAAGAGGUGGGGUGGUGUGCCAGUCAUUCCAGUGCCCGGCAGGGGAACUCUGCGAGCUGAGCCAAGGCCGAUGGGGCUGCGUGAGACGGGAUGGGAACUGCACCGUCACCCGAGGCGACGUCUUCACCUCUUACGAUGGGGUCUCAGGGAAGGUGCCCCUGGAUGGCACCUAUGAGAUCUCCUCGCUCAUCGACACCAGGGCCCCCAGCUGGUUCCGGGUGGUGGUAGAGUUCCAGACCUGCAAAAAGUGCCAUGCACCCAGAGUCACGGCCAUCACCGUCUACUUUCACAAGCUCACCAUCCUGGUCAACCGCAACGGCAGAGUCUUGGUGAAUGGGCACCCUGUGCGGCUCCCAGCCAGGCCCUCCAGAGCUGUGUCAGUGAGCCGGGCAGGGAAUGUGGUGACCGUGGCCCAGGGCUCGGCACUGCGGGUUCUCUUCAGCACCAGUGGGGACGUGACGGUGAGAAUUAAUGGGAAGCUUGCCAGGAAGGUGAAAGCCGCCUGCGGGAACUACAACGGGAACAGUGCCGACGACCUGCGCCUGCCCGAUGGGACAGUCCUGGACAACAUCGGCGAGGUCCUCAGCUACUGGAGAUUCUCCGAGAACCCCCAGGAUGAUUACGACUGA